Messenger RNA from Geodia barretti, 327 nucleotides. The record is from the annotation of a GenBank genome assembly. Lineage: Eukaryota; Metazoa; Porifera; Demospongiae; Tetractinellida; Geodiidae.
AUGUUCAUCGCUACCAACCUUAUCAAAGUCAAGACCGGUUAUGGAGACACUCUGGAGAGCAUGUUCAAAGCGCGCGGAGCCGUACAGGACCAUCCUGGGUUCGUCAGCUUUGAGCUGUGGAAAAUGACCAAGACACCGGAUCACGAGGAGUUUCUGGUAGUAACUCACUGGGAGACGGAAGAACACCAUCAGACCUGGACGCGCAGCGACGCAUUUCGUUCAGCGCACGCCGGCGGCCCGCCCGACUUCCUGAUCGGCGGCGGCGAGUUUCACACCUACGAGGUGGUGCACCGCCUUGAUACCUCCGGUGUGGCAGCCGCAGAUUGA